CUGCUCCUUACCGCAACCAUGGCCGGUGCACCCCAGCAGCCGUUGACCUUCAACGAUGUUUUCGAGGAGGAGGAGCACAUGGAGCCCAAGGAGGCCCAUACCAUUCACCACAUUCGUGCUAAUUCCAGCAUUAUGCACCUCGACAAGAUUUUAGUCGCCAACCGUGGUGAAAUCCCUAUCCGAAUCUUCAGAACCGCCCACGAACUCUCACUACACACCAUCGCCGUCUACAGUUAUGAGGACCGUCUCAGCAUGCAUCGGCAAAAGGCCGACGAAGCUUACGUCAUUGGCAAGCGAGGCCAGUACACCCCCGUUGGAGCCUACCUUGCGGGCGAUGAAAUUAUCAAGAUUGCCCUUGAGCACGGCGCACAGAUGAUUCACCCAGGUUAUGGUUUCUUGUCUGAGAACGCCGAAUUCGCUCGCAAUGUCGAGAAGGCCGGCCUGAUUUUUGUCGGCCCGUCUCCUCAGGUCAUCGACUCCCUCGGUGACAAGGUCUCUGCCCGUAAGCUUGCCAUUGCUGCCGGAGUGCCCGUCGUGCCGGGAACAGAGGGCGCUGUUGCCGCAUUCGAGGAGGUCAAGACCUUCACCGAUACCUAUGGCUUCCCCAUCAUCAUCAAGGCUGCCUACGGUGGUGGUGGCCGUGGCAUGAGAGUUGUGCGAGACGCCGACUCCCUGCAGGAGCACUUCGAAAGAGCCACAUCCGAGGCCAAGUCGGCCUUCGGUAACGGUACCGUCUUUGUUGAGCGAUUCCUUGACAAGCCCAAGCACAUUGAAGUCCAGCUUCUUGGUGACAAUGAAGGCAACGUCGUGCACCUGUACGAGCGUGACUGCUCCGUCCAGCGUCGCCACCAGAAGGUCGUCGAGAUUGCUCCUGCCAAGGAUCUCCCCGCUGCCACCCGUGAUGCUAUCUUGGCUGAUGCUGUUAAGUUGGCCAAGUCAGUUAACUAUCGCAACGCCGGUACCGCAGAGUUCCUGGUCGACCAGCAGAACCGCUACUACUUCAUCGAGAUCAACCCUCGUAUCCAGGUCGAGCAUACCAUCACUGAGGAAAUCACUGGCAUCGACAUCGUCGCUGCUCAAAUCCAGAUCGCUGCCGGUGCCAGCUUGGCUCAGCUUGGUCUGACCCAGGACCGCAUCUCCACCCGAGGCUUUGCGAUUCAGUGCCGUAUCACCACCGAGGACCCUGCCAAGAACUUCUCACCCGAUACCGGUAAGAUCGAGGUCUACCGAUCUGCCGGUGGUAAUGGUGUCCGUCUUGACGGUGGUAACGGAUUUGCCGGUGCCGUCAUCACCCCUUUCUACGACUCCAUGUUGGUCAAGUGUACUUGCAAUGGUUCCACAUACGAAAUCGCCCGCAGAAAGGUUCUCCGUGCUCUCAUCGAGUUCCGUGUCCGCGGCGUCAAGACCAACAUUCCUUUCCUUGCCCGACUUUUGACUCACCCUACAUUUAUUGACGGAAACUGCUGGACAACCUUUAUUGAUGAUACCCCUCAAUUGUUUGAUUUGCUUGGCAGCCAGAACCGUGCUCAGAAGCUGCUGUCCUACCUCGGUGACGUUGCCGUCAACGGCAGCAGCAUCAAGGGCCAGAUUGGCGAGCCCAAGUUCAAGGGCGAGAUAAUCGUUCCUGAGAUUGUCAACUCGGCCGGCGAGAAGGUCGAUGUCUCCCAGCCAUGCACUGUCGGAUGGCGCAACAUCCUCGUGGAGCAGGGCCCCAAGGCCUUUGCUAAGGCUGUUCGCGAAUACAAGGGAUGCCUUUUGAUGGAUACCACCUGGAGAGAUGCUCACCAGUCUCUGCUUGCCACCCGUGUCCGAACAGUCGAUCUGCUCAACAUUGCCAAGGAGACCAGCCACGCCUUGUCCAACCUUUACAGUCUCGAGUGCUGGGGUGGCGCCACCUUUGACGUAGCAAUGCGUUUCCUCUACGAGGAUCCUUGGGAACGUCUUCGCCGCAUGCGCAAGCUCAUCCCCAACAUCCCCUUCCAGAUGCUUCUCCGUGGUGCCAACGGUGUCGCUUAUUCUUCGCUUCCUGACAAUGCCAUUGAUCACUUUGUCGACCAAGCUAAGAAGAACGGUGUUGAUAUCUUCCGUGUCUUCGACGCCCUCAACGACAUUGAUCAGCUCGAAGUCGGUAUUAAAGCAGUCCACAAGGCCGGCGGUGUUGUUGAAGGGACAGUGUGCUACUCGGGGGAUAGUGAGUUUCUUUCCUUCUUUACUAACCCCACUAAGAAGUACAAUCUUGAGUACUACUUGGCUCUCGUGGACAAGCUUGUUGCUCUUGACAUCCAUGUCCUUGGUAUCAAGGAUAUGGCCGGUGUGCUCAAGCCCCACGCUGCCACCCUCCUGAUUGGCAGCAUCCGCAAGAAGUACCCCGACUUGCCUAUUCACGUCCACACUCACGACUCUGCUGGAACUGGUGUUGCAUCCAUGGUUGCCUGUGCCCAGGCCGGAGCUGAUGCUGUUGAUGCCGCUACUGACAGUCUGUCUGGUAUGACUUCUCAGCCCAGCAUCAAUGCCAUCCUUGCCUCCCUUGAGGGAAGCGAGUACAGCCCCGGCCUUGACCCCAGACAAGUCCGUGCUCUGGAUACCUACUGGUCGCAGCUCCGUCUUCUAUACUCUCCCUUCGAGGCUCACCUUGCCGGUCCUGACCCCGAGGUGUACGAGCACGAGAUUCCUGGUGGUCAGUUGACCAACAUGAUGUUCCAGGCCUCUCAGCUUGGUCUUGGUUCUCAGUGGCUCGAGACCAAGAAGGCUUACGAGCAUGCCAACGAUCUCCUUGGUGACAUUGUCAAGGUUACUCCUACUUCCAAGGUCGUUGGUGACCUUGCCCAAUUCAUGGUCUCCAACAAGCUCUCUGAGGAAGAUGUCCGUGCUCGUGCCUCGGAACUCGACUUCCCUGGAUCCGUUCUCGAGUUCUUUGAAGGUCUCAUGGGUCAGCCAUUUGGAGGCUUCCCCGAGCCUCUACGUAGCGACGCGCUUCGUGGUCGUCGCAAGCUCGACAAGCGACCUGGACUGUUCCUUGAGCCUGUUGACUUUGUCAAAGUCAAGCGUGAGCUGGGCAAGAAGCUCGGCGCUCCAGUGACUGAGUGCGACAUUGCCUCGUACGUCAUGUACCCUAAGGUCUUUGAGGACUACAAGAAGUUCGUUCAGCAGUACGGCGAUUUGUCCGUUCUUCCAACCAGGUACUUCCUCUCCAGGCCCGAGAUUGGCGAGGAGUUCCACGUUGAGCUUGAGAAGGGCAAGGUCCUCAUCCUGAAGCUCCUCGCUGUUGGUCCUCUGAGCGAGAACACUGGUCAGCGUGAGGUCUUCUUCGAGAUGAACGGAGAGGUUCGACAGGUCACUGUCGUUGACAAGAAGGCUGCCGUUGAGAACGUCAGCCGACCCAAGGCCGACCCCACUGACUCUAGCCAAGUCGGUGCACCCAUGUCUGGUGUCUUGGUCGAGCUCAGAGUCCACGAGGGUCACGAUGUCAAGAAGGGCGACCCUCUUGCUGUCCUCUCUGCCAUGAAAAUGGAAAUGGUCAUCUCCGCCCCUCACAGCGGAAAGGUGGCAGGAUUGCAAGUCAAGGAAGGAGACUCUGUUGAUGGAUCCGACCUGGUCUGCAGAAUUACUAAGUCUUAA
Molecule: messenger RNA, 3618 nt
Organism: Clonostachys rhizophaga
Lineage: Eukaryota; Fungi; Ascomycota; Sordariomycetes; Hypocreales; Bionectriaceae
Source: the annotation of a GenBank genome assembly